UGCGGCUUCAUUGCUGGGGAGCAUCCGCGGCGAGGAGGGAGCUAUGGAGGGGGGAGGCGGUUUUCUGUGGAUGAAAUACGGAUCUCUCGUGUCCCUGCUGGUCCUCGUGUUGGCCCUGUGGUCCCGCUCGCCGCAGGACGCGGGGCUGGACGACCGGCUGGACCUGGUGCUGUCGUCGCUGCUGCGGGCUGAGAGCAAAGUCGGCAUCAACGACGUCGCAAGACCCAAAGUGGCCAUUGGCUUUGGGGGGUGUGUUGACCUGAUCGUAGAUGGUGUGUCAUACCUAAAUAAGAUAGGCAUCUCUCAGGCGGAUACACCUGUGCAUCACGACUACCUAGAAAAUGCUGAACAGUUGGCCCAGAGCUUCGCCUACUUCUUUGCACCAGGAGCUGCUGCAGAGCGCUUCAUGAUAAAUGAAACCCUUUUUAGCGAGCUGGUUGAGAGCGCCCGUGAUUCACCUGGAAACAGAUGGGCCAUUGGAGGCAAUGCUCCUGUCAUGGCUGGUCGCAUGGCAACCGAGGGAUGUGACGUGUUGCUGGGGGGGAGUUUCAGCCCUGAGUUUACCGAGGUCCUGUCCAAGCACAUUACAGUUGCUGGAGAAGUGAUAGAAGAGCCAGACAUUCACCUGAUCUUGGAGUAUUCAUCUGGAACUAGUUGGGGGCGCUUUACCUCACGCAGAGCUAACAGAUACAUCAUCCACAGUGACGACCACAACCCCUACCUGACCUCCAUGGACGAGUUCGCUGAGAAACUCCAAGAUUUCAAACCAGAUCUGCUGAUAGUGGGUGGGCUACAAAUGAUGGACAACUUCCCAUAUCGUUCAGGUGAGCGAGACGACGUCCUCUCUCACCUGGCAGACCUGCUGUCCUCCUCAUCUCCUCACAUCGGGACACAUUUUGAGAUGGCAAGUUUUGUAGAGGAGAGUAUCAUGCAAGACCUUCUCAACUACGUCAUCCCUCACGCGGACUCUUUGGGGAUGAAUGAACAGGAACUUCCCAAUCUUCUCAGCCUGCUCAAAGGCUCCAACAUCACAGUGCUGUCGGACCCAAACCCUCGCGUGGCUACCGUCCUCGACCAGAUGAGGGAAGUUUACCGCAUUCUCAACCAGCGCUCCAAAGAUCCCGCGGCAGACGGCAACAGUGCCCGGUCAACAAGUAAGCCGCUGACCCGCCUCCACGUCCACACGCUGGCCUUCCAGGCCAUGAUCGUGACCCGAGACUCUCAGUGGAAGAACACCAUGUCGGCUAUCGCCAAGGCCUCGCUCACGGCUAACCGCCACGUCUGCGGCUCCAACGACAUCGACCCCAGUAAGGCCAGGCUCAUCAUGGACGACUCGUUCUCCGUCAGCCGACGAGAGGGAAGCCAGCGCAUCCUUCUGCAGGAGACCAGGCCCGUCAACUGCUGGGACGAGGAGGACUAUGAGAUCUGCGUGGCACCGGUCCUGGUGUGUACUGAGGUCUACCAGACUGCAGGGGGUGGGGACAACAUCUCAGCUGCUGGCCUGGUGUUGCAGAUCUGAACCGGGACACUAAAUGAUCUUUGUGAAAGUGGGGUUAACUAGACGUUGGCAAACCCGUGUAGUAUCCGCACUCUAGCCGUCACGUAUCGACACAGGUAUGAGGCUCAUGCUUUCCCUUUUGCAGCUCGUGGCCCAGGUUGACGGCGAUACAAACUCGCUCAUCACUGAGAAAAGUCAGAUGAUGGAGAACAACAGCCCACAUUUAAAUAAAUAAUGCACAUCGAAUCAGUUUGGAUUUUAUAGAAGAUCUCAUGGAAAACAAGUAAACACAAAAACUUCUGAUUUGCUUUUUGAAUUCUCUCCUUAUAAUCUUUCCGCAGUUCACUCAGUUAGUGUUUAGUAUAAUUAAAUUCUUUGAGGUCACAUAUUCACUCCCUCUUGCAUCAAGUGUACAUAUAGUAAGCUGUUUUUGUCCACGUGCACACACCAUUUGUCCCCAGAUGGAUUUUUAGAGCCGAAGUAAACUGUCCAUAUAAACCCAGCACCGCCAGUGUCUCUUCACUGUAGUCCAUCAUCUGACUCGUGAGUUCACUGGCUCGGCUUUCUCUUCUUCUCUGUUGCCUUACAUAGCUUGACUCCAAGUCAGAAUGAGAUAAGGAGGGAUGAGGUUUGGAUAAAGUUAUACACAGGAUCUAGGUUGUUUUUAUUGCACCGCCCUGGGUAGCUAUGGUGUUUUAUACCAAUAUUUUGCACUUCUACUAUAGGAUAAAUUCUCUUUGUAUUAUUUUAAAUCAGGGAAGCAGCUAUGCAGCGAACAUUUCUAGAAGAUUCAGAAAUGGCUAACUCUUCUGUUUCUUAGCAGCAUGUUUUAUCAGGUGUUGAACAACCUUUUGACCUCAUUUGCCUUCGAGCCAAGCCAAGCUUCGGCCGCAACAUGUCAGAUUUAAACUAUUCAAUGAAAGGCUAUCCUGCCUCUUCCCUCUCCUGUAUCAUUCACGAAGGCAAAGAAAGGUUUACGGCCCAAAGCUCCCGUUCUUCCCAGUGUUAUGUGAAUCGUGUGCUUGGUAUUUUUGGUGUGUUUGGUUUGUUACUGUCCUUUCUCCAUCGUUCAGUUGCUGUGCAAUAAUGUAAAAUCAACCUUAAGGGACCACUAAAGGGAGUUUUACUAUGAUGUCAAUAUCCACUACACUUUUCCUUUCUGUUCUUUAAUUUUUUCCAAUCUCCCAACCUGUCUUAUUCUUCUUCCUCAUCAUAUUUUUACAUUCAUAUUUUCUUCAUGUAUUGUCAAAUUAUAACUGUUUUAGGACCAAAUAACUUCUUCUUACUACUUCUUCUGACAUGUGUCUCAGAACAUGUACUGUGUAAAUCUGUGGACGGAUUCAGUGUACCACGAGCUGCUCUUGUUUUUCAACCGGGUAUUGUAAUGUGUACUUGAAGCCGCAGUACUUAACCCAGAGUCCCUCAGCGUGUGGCCUAGCUGACCAAUCAGAAAUCAUAUUUUCUGUAUUUGCUCCUUGUCUCGCUUGAAACAGGAUUAGAGACCAGCCGACUCAGCCAUCAGUCAUAAAAAUGAAUCAACGCGGUGCGCUGAUGUGAGAAAUCCCAGCAGUUUUUACAUCCAUACUUUUAAGUGCAGCUUCUGAUGUGUUAAUUACAAAUGAUAUACAUUAUAUUUUCUUAUUAAAUGACACAACCAUGUAGAAGUGUUAU
Molecule: messenger RNA, 3169 nt
Organism: Cololabis saira (Pacific saury)
Lineage: Eukaryota; Metazoa; Chordata; Actinopteri; Beloniformes; Belonidae
Gene: adpgk2
Product: ADP-dependent glucokinase 2
Exons: 7
Coding region: 44-1519 (491 amino acids)
Biological process (GO): glucose metabolic process
Cellular component (GO): endoplasmic reticulum
Molecular function (GO): ADP-specific glucokinase activity
Source: RefSeq, a predicted model, not a curated record